This is a messenger RNA of Austrofundulus limnaeus, 3213 nucleotides long. RefSeq names its product glypican-4. The record is from RefSeq and is a predicted model, not a curated record. NCBI's taxonomy places the organism in Eukaryota, Metazoa, Chordata, Actinopteri, Cyprinodontiformes, Rivulidae. Gene Ontology annotation, cellular component: extracellular region; plasma membrane; cell surface. Gene Ontology annotation, biological process: cell migration; regulation of protein localization to membrane; regulation of signal transduction.
GUUUUCCAAGGAUGUGGGAUGCCUAAACCAAACCCUGCCUUCCGAUCCAAACGUUCUGUAAAAGACACAGGCUUUACCGGGCGCUUCCGUCCUUACAGUCCAGAGGCAAGACCCACAACUGCUGCUGGUACCAGUUUGGAUAGACUGACAAAUGAAGUAAAGAAGAAGCUGAAACACGCCAAGAAGUUCUGGUCUACGUUGCCAGAGACUGUGUGUGCCGAUGAGAGGACUGCACCUGUGGAUGACUGCUGGAAUGGGACGGCAAAAAGCAGGUACGAGUCAGUUGUCAUUGGCAACGGGCUGGCCAACCAGGUAUCGAACCCUGACGUGGAGGUGGACAUAACGAAACCAGAUGUUGUCAUUCGCCGACAGAUCUCAGUUUUGAAGGACAUGACGAACUGGCUGAAAUCAGCGCACAGCGGCAACGACUGGUCUGGAACAGAUGAGGAGAGCAGCGGGGGAGAGGAGAGUGGCAGCGGCUGUGACUCCCCAUCGUGUGACGGGGACAUAUACUUCCCCACCACACCGAGCGUCAGGACACCCAAAGCCGGUCCAGUGAGCAACCCAGACAGCGCCGGGGUGUGGUCAGAGGGCAGCACGGUGCUGGUGCUUUGUGGGCUGGUCCUGGCUCUGCUGGCUCCUCACCUCAGAUAAAACUAUCCAAACAGAAAGGACCYGGAUUAAUCCAAAUGAAGGGGAGAACCGUCAGAGAGACUUUAACAGACUGCCUUCAGGACCUCAGACUGUCCGCUGUUGGAAGGGGGGGUGGGGGUGGGGAAAACUCUUCUUCAUAUUACAGUAAUUCACUAUUAACUCUUUGUAUGUUUGUAAGGACAGCAGUAUAAUUUUCUGCCAGAGAAAUCUACCUGCUCUCUUAGGUAAGAAUAUACUUUAAUGGCUCUUUUGGAGCUUCUUCAUGGUUCUGCUUGCAGCGUAACAAAACAUCAAARUGUCUCAUUUUGGCAGUUUAAUAUCCUGACCUCCUUUGGGAUGGUUGCCAUCUGAUAAACAUUAAGAAAACAUGUUUGGUCAAAUAGAAAGCACCUGUUUUGGGACGUCUCCAUUUUUUCCGAGGAUGUUAUUCUCUUCAUUUAUUCAGAGAUGAAAGGAAUGACAAGAACGCAAAUGAAAUUUAAUGUUGCUAUGAGUGUUGAUAAUUCAGAGCAGCUGUUUUGUGCCUUUUGUUUUUGUUUGUUUGUUUUUAAUCCAUGCUAGCUGAAUUCUUUGUGUUUAGAAAGUUUUCAAACUUGCUUCUUGCUUCGGUCAAAGAGCAGUUUCAGAGAGGAGGAAGAGCUGAGCUCAUCUCUAAGAAAUACGAGGAGACGAGUUACAUCCCAGGUGUUUGUGUUUGACCCACAGAUGGAAUCGUUCUGUACAAGAACCUGAACAUGUUAUAACYUCUGCUGUGAGCAAAGCAGCAUCCAGGCUUUUAAUUUCCUUAUUACUCAGUUUCAUUUCAUCCGCUUAAGCAGUUAGAAGGUAACGCCAUACCUCGAGUURACUCUGGUUGUCGGUGCAAUGCUYAUGGUGUUGAGCUGAAAGUGUCUGACAGAGUUGGAUGUUGUGGCAGGUGUUCCCCCUGUUCUGACCCCAGAAGAAGGCAAAGUCUUGAAUGCCCCCCUCCCCACCCCCGUUGGUGCUGCAGGUUUCAGUUCAGCACAAACGUCUAACAUGUUKUUAAAGAGAAGACGACAGCAUGGAUGUCCAGAGCAUUUCACAUCAAACCAGAGAAGAGAAAUCAGAUGUUUUUGAUACAGGGUUUUAUGUCAAGGAGGUGUAAUUUUUUUAGCUUAUUUUUGGUAUGAAGAUAUAUAUUUGGUACUACAGUGGAUUUUACUGUUCUAGUCGUAGGUGGAAGUGGACAGAGUGCAGAUCCUCACCAUCCCUGUCCCAAAAAGCGCAUUCCUUUAGUUUAACUCUUUUAAAUGGCCUGUUUUUUUGUUUGUUUUUUGUUUUUGUAUUUGUUUUUAGUGUAAAUGAACUCGAUCUGAAUCAUUUGAUCUAACUGUUCUCGUACUCCCACCCUGAAGUGGAGGGUUGAGAUGUUUGGUACAUUUUUAACAUCCUUUCAUGGUUACAAAAGCUGUCGAUGUGAAGUUCUGAUUUAUCUGCAGGAGUUCCCUGAAGCACAAAGAACAAUCUUGUUUAUUUGUUUGAUAGUCAGGUCUGUAAGCUGCUUCACCUGGCUCUUUCAAUUCUAAAGUGAUGCUGCCUCUUUGCUUCUGUACAGUAACUUAUGUCUGUAUUUUAACUGGGGGGAAAGAAAUCUUUUAGAAUUGACCUAUUGUCCCAAAUGUUUUGUCCUUGUGCUUUUAGAUGCAUAAUAUGGUUUUGAAAACUGUAAUUUCUAAGUAAUUUAUUAUACAGAUCAUGUUUUAGAAAUUUAAAUGAUUUAGCCAAAAUGAGGGAUGAAAAUAAGUCUUCUAGACAUCGAUUAGGAAACUUAUAAACACUAGAAAAAAACAACUCUUAGUUUUGAAAUUGGCUGGUUGAGUCAUCUUACAUGACAUUUUCUUAAAGAAUAAUCUUUAAGAAAAUGUCAUUAAGUUCCACCUUAAUGGAAAGAAUCUGACUUUGAAGGAUUUGAUGUAACAUCUAUGCAAACCAUUUAAAGGACUGAAGCCUUAAAAUCCCCAAGCUGUGCUCCAGCAGCUUCAGUUGGCAUUACUUUUGUUUCCACAAACAUUUCUGRGAGGGUCCGUGCUCGUGUCCGUGUCACUUUGGCAGAGUUGUCUCGUACGUGGGGGGGAAACAAAAACCAAACUUUGAGGUCAGAGGAAACGUUUCGUGUGACGAUGGUGAAUGUCUUUGCGUGCAGGCCAGGGGCAGCAGCAGCGUUUUCCAAGCCCACGGGAUGUCCCACUGCUGGAUGUUCGAUCGGGCUCACAGAACCACGUCAAGUCUUGGGACUUAAACGUGGAGUUGGACAGGUGUUGGAAACGUUUCCACCUGCCUUUUUGGCCCACAGGAGCAGAAAGGACUCACUUUCUGAUGAUAGUGACUGACUGAAGAGAAUGAAAAAUGUGUAAAUAGAGUGCAGCCGUUUGUAGAUGUCUCUGAAAGAGGCCUUAACAGUAAACCAGAUUUUUACUUGCCAGAGUAUCUCCUAAAUGUUAUGAAACAAAAAGAUGAGAUAGAUGUUAAAUUGUAAGAAAAAAAAUGUAUAUUAAACAUUUCUUAGUCUUGUGAAAAUAAAGACUGCCAAUAUUUAAA